Frankliniella occidentalis (western flower thrips) is the source of this 2978-nucleotide messenger RNA. RefSeq names its product fizzy-related protein homolog. Gene Ontology annotation, biological process: positive regulation of ubiquitin protein ligase activity; anaphase-promoting complex-dependent catabolic process; positive regulation of anaphase-promoting complex-dependent catabolic process. The record is from RefSeq and is a predicted model, not a curated record. Gene Ontology annotation, cellular component: anaphase-promoting complex. NCBI's taxonomy places the organism in Eukaryota, Metazoa, Arthropoda, Insecta, Thysanoptera, Thripidae. The coding region runs from base 394 to 1788 and encodes 464 amino acids. The transcript has 11 exons. Gene Ontology annotation, molecular function: ubiquitin ligase activator activity; anaphase-promoting complex binding; protein binding.
AGGUAAGAUUAAUUUCUCAUCGAAUUAGAUGCUAGUCUCUAGUCUCUCACCUUCUCCCACCUCUCCGGAAUUGCAAUAAGCCCCAUUGCAACUGCGACCGCAAUCGCUAUCGCUAUUGCGAUUGCAACUGACUUCAGCUCGCCCCCUAGCGGAGAUUUUCCCAACUACGAUCAAACCCAACGAACGGCUGGCAACCAACGAAAGCAGAUCACAAAGUUUGAAUUUAACAACACAAACAAAACUUUUUGUGGUUGUUUUAAGAAUAUAAAUUUCCGUUUCUUCCUUGUGCUUGGUUAAUAGUCCACCCAUGUGACCAUGUAUGUAUAUGUUGCUGUAACUUGUCUUCAAAUUGAGCGUAUUUGAGUUAAAAUCAUCAGACUGAAAGACCCCAUAAUGUUUUACAGCAAAGAUUAUGAAAACCGCAUUUUAAACCAGACUACUACGCCACCAUCGACACCUCCGCACAAGGGUACCCAAUCUCCUGGUGGAGAUAGAUUUAUUCCGUCUAGGAAAGGCAACAGUUGGGAAUCUCGAUUUGCAGCAUGUUCAGAAACUAAUGUCAGCUCUUCGCAUCACAAGAAAACUGGUAAUGAUACUGGAGACUCAAAGCGUGAUGGGACUGUCUACAGAUGCCUUCUCAAAAACGAAUUACUUGGCAGUAAUAUUGAUACACUAAAACAAUUAGACAAUGAUAAGGAUACUUCGAAUCUUUUUGAGUAUCUUCCACAAGUUAAGGUCCCAACUUCUCCUUAUUCAUUAUCUCCUCUAAGUGCUAAAAGUCAUCAACUCCUUCGCUCACCUUUGAGGGCACGAAAAAUUCCUAUAGUUCCUUUUAAGGUUUUAGAUGCUCCUGAUCUUCAGGAUGACUUUUAUCUCAAUUUAGUUGAUUGGUCCUCUGAGAAUGUACUUGCUGUUGGCCUAGGUGCUAGUGUGUUUCUAUGGAGUGCAUCUUCUAGUGAAGUAACAAGGCUUUGUGAUCUUACUCAUGAAGGAAACUCUAUUACAUCAGUUGCUUGGAAUGAGAAGGGAAAUCUGGUUGCUGUUGGCACACAUGAUGGCUAUGUUCAAAUUUGGGAUGUGAGCAUUAGUAAAGAAAUAAAUAAACUACGUGGCCAUUCUGCAAGAGUUGGUGCACUUGCUUGGAAUGGAGACAUUCUUACUUCGGGAAGUCGUGAUAAAGACAUUCUUCAAAGGGACGUGCGCACUCCAGCAUUAGUACCUGAGAGAAGAUUAGUUGGACAUAAUCAAGAAGUUUGUGGUCUGAAGUGGUCACCAGAUAACCAGUGUUUGGCUUCAGGUGGAAAUGAUAAUAAACUUCAUGUUUGGAAUUUACAUUCAUUAUCUCCUGUUCAAACAUAUACCCAACAUGUAGCAGCUGUGAAAGCUAUUGCUUGGUCUCCUCAUCAUCAUGGACUGUUGGCAAGUGGAGGAGGCACUGCAGAUCGGCGUAUUCGCUUUUGGAAUACCCUUACAGGCCAGCCUAUGCAGUGUGUUGAUACUGGCAGUCAAGUUUGUAAUCUUAUUUGGUCCAAGCACACCCAAGAAUUUGUCAGCACUCACGGUUAUUCUCAGAAUGAAAUUUUGGUUUGGAAAUACCCAAGUUUAGUGCAAGUUGCUAAACUAACUGGACACUCCUAUCGCGUUCUUUACCUAGCAAUGGCUCCUAAUGGAGAGGCCAUUGUAACAGGUGCUGGUGAAGGUACACUGAGGUUCUGGAAUGUCUUCAGUAAAGCUAGAUCUCAGAAGGAAAGUAAAUCAGUACUCAAGUUGUUCUCCAGUAUUCGUUAGUUUGUUGUUUUUUAAAUAAGAAAAGCUGUUCCUUAAUGUACCUGAUGUCACUUUUUUGGCAUAAUUCACAUCAAGUGAAGAAAAAAAAAAGUAUGGCCAAGUAUAUCUUGAUGUUCGAACUUUUUGUUAGUAAACCCUCAAGACUGUAAAUCUUUAUUUGUUUACUUGUGUGAUGAACCCACACAGUCCAUGUGCGGAAGACAGUUGUGUAUUGUCUCUCGCUCUAUUUACUUCAUCCAAAUAUUUUUGCAUUUUUUAAUUUUUUUCAUGUUUUUUUUUUUUUUAAUUAACAUGUAGGAUUAAAGUAAAUCCCAAUUUCUGGAUUAGUUAUUCUUUGAGAGUUUCUUUGAAAUGUGUACUCUGUUAAUAUGAAAAGUUCAGUUAAAGGUAUUGUCUCAAAAACUAAUUUUAUCAACUUGUGAUAUCUGAGAGUUAAUGUUUUAUGUGAGAUUUCAAUCAUUUGGAAAUAAGUCUCCUUAUACUUUUAAGUGUCUUUAUUUUUCUCUACUCUUAGCACUUGUUUAAAUGUAAAGAUAUUUGUGAAAGCAUAAUGAAUUAACUCCAGAGCUCUUCAAAAUUGUUUUUUUUUAGAUUGGUCAGUCAGUUGAUCAGAAAAUGAGAUUUUGCAGUGCUGUGGAAUAUUCUUAUGGUAUAGAAUAAUCUUUUUACCCCUCUUAUGUAAACUUCGGCUUGGCUAUACCAUUUUGAAGUUUAAAAUUCAAACAAUGUUUUGCUAUUGGGCCUCUGUCUGCAUUAGUCAUAGAAUUGUUUAUGCUAAUUACCAAAGCACAUAUGUUUGUGCUUUUAGCCUUUGUUUUUCUUUUGGGAUAUUGAAUUGCUCAUGUUCAGACUUUCAAUAUGAUGUAGUGACUUAAGACUAUGUAAGAGAAUCUGCCAAAGAAAAAGCCAGAUUGUCCAAGUUCCAGGGGGUAGCAAUCAUUGUUCUCAAUGUGCCAUUAACUUCAUUGUCCUUCCUAAAUCAUCUCCUUAAUAACAUACACAUCUCCCAAUCAGCUCUUUAGUCUACUUUAUAAUCCUUUCCAUUCUAGAAGAAAUUCUAGAAAGAUUUCUUUUAUCUGACUUAAAAUGCAAGGAUAUGUGUACUACUUUUGGUUAUUCUAUAUUUAUGAUUGUUACAGUUACCAAUGUUACAGUUUAUUUGUUAUAAAUAAAACAGUUAAGACAUACAA